CCCACAUCCCAUUGUGCACAUUCUCGAGCAUUCCGCCAUGUCGGAGUCUUCCGAAGCUCGAUUGAGCACAGAGCUAGAGCUCCUGCAAGCAAUGUACCCUGAUCAGAUCGAUUACAACCCAAAAAGUCGAGAACUGAAGUUCAUUGAUAAUUCAGCCCUACUCCACCUCCGCAUCCCUGAACACUAUCCAGAAACCGCACUGCCAGAUGUACUCUCUGCAAGCGACCGCUCGAAGAACGACUUGCGCGAUCGCAUGCAAGCCGCGAUCCGGCAUUUGGGUAUAGCAAAAGGCGACGAAGCUCUCGACGCCAUUCUGGGAUGCUUCCAGGCCAUGACUGCUUCCACUAACAACAGCAAUGACUUACAGGGUGAUACAGACGGUCCUCUCGCCCAUGCUGCAUGUACUCGGGAACCCAGCAAGACCGUCAUCAUCUGGCUGCACCAUUUGCUUGCGCUGGGCAAACGGAAACUCGCCGUCUCGCCGUCGUCGCCCUUGUCCGGCAUCACGAAACCGGGCUACCCGGGCAUCUUAGUCUUUACGGGAGCUGCGUCAGCAGUAGAUGAGCAUGUGGAUGUUUUGAAAGCACAGAAUUGGCAGGCUUUCCAGGUGCGGUUUGAGGAGCCCGUACGCUGGGAUUUUGGACAUGGAGGAGUGGUAGAGGUUGAGACGAUGGCGGAGGUGGUGAAGCUCAUUGAUGUUGGUCCAAAGGGUUCUCGGAGGAAGGAAGAAUUCCUGAGAGCUGCGGGGAUAAAAUGACUGGAAACGGGGUCAUCGUGUGCUCACUGUUUCGACCACAGACGUUUGCAUGCGGCCAAGCAUAAUGUUCGAGGUUCGGACGGAGCCCUACUCGCUUGAUAUGGAUUCUAAGGGCACCGAAGUACCAUUGUAGUUGGGUUUUGGAAUGGGAGCAUUGCUUAGAUGUCUACUUUCGAGUUUUUCGCGCUACGCCUGUUGCUCACAAUGGUUCUGCACUGAGAGUGGUCCAUGGAAUCUAUA
Messenger RNA from Westerdykella ornata, 997 nucleotides. RefSeq lists its product as uncharacterized. Lineage: Eukaryota; Fungi; Ascomycota; Dothideomycetes; Pleosporales; Sporormiaceae. The coding region runs from base 38 to 757 and encodes 239 amino acids. The transcript has a single exon. The record is from RefSeq and is a predicted model, not a curated record.